GUUGGAAAGCCGCAGGAGACAGGAGGCAGCGGGGAUGGAGCAAUGGGGACGGGGAGCAGGCAGGUUCCCUCGCAAAUCCCCCUCCGGCUCAAGCCGCCUCGCCCGCACCGGCAGGGGAGCGAGGAGCCAGGCAAGCAGAUGGAGGAGUGGAGCUCGCUCUAGGAAGCGGGCUUGGCCGGAGAAUGGAGGAGCCGCCAAGCGACCGGCUGAUUGGAAGAGAAACGCAGAGCGAUGGAGGCGGGGGUAGGAGGACGAUUUCUCUGCGGGGACUGGCGGCGGCGUACACGCCCGGGUCGGGCGCUGCAGAGCUUGGCUAGCUUUCAACCCGCGCUCGCCGGCUACAGCCCCGCGCGCCCCCACCCCCAGCCCUACCCGUGGCUCCGCAGGGUGAGGUGGCAUUUGACCCCGGGUUGCCCGGCCAGCGCGACCGAGGAGGUGGCUGGACUGCUGGAGGAUGAACGGAGAAGCCGACUGCCCCACAGACCUGGAAAUGGCCGCCCCCAAAGGCCAAGACCGCUGGUCCCAGGAAGACAUGCUAACACUGUUGGAAUGCAUGAAGAACAACCUUCCAUCCAAUGACAGCUCCAAGUUCAAAACCACCGAAUCACAUAUGGACUGGGAAAAAGUAGCAUUUAAGGAUUUUUCUGGAGACAUGUGCAAGCUGAAAUGGGUGGAGAUUUCUAAUGAGGUAAGGAAGUUCCGUACAUUGACAGAAUUGAUCCUCGAUGCUCAGGAACAUGUUAAAAAUCCUUACAAAGGCAAAAAACUCAAGAAACACCCAGACUUCCCAAAGAAGCCCCUGACCCCUUAUUUCCGUUUCUUCAUGGAGAAGCGGGCCAAGUAUGCGAAACUCCACCCUGAGAUGAGCAACCUGGACUUGACCAAGAUUCUGUCCAAGAAAUACAAGGAGCUUCCAGAGAAGAAGAAGAUGAAGUAUAUUCAGGACUUCCAGAGGGAGAAACAGGAGUUCGAGAGAAACCUGGCUCGAUUCAGGGAGGAUCACCCUGACCUUAUCCAGAAUGCCAAGAAGUCGGAUAUCCCUGAGAAGCCCAAAACCCCCCAGCAGCUGUGGUACACUCAUGAGAAGAAAGUGUAUCUCAAAGUACGGCCAGAUGAGAUUAUGCGUGAUUAUAUCCAGAAGCACCCUGAGCUGAACAUCAGUGAGGAGGGCAUCACCAAGUCCACCCUCACCAAGGCUGAACGCCAGCUCAAGGACAAGUUUGAUGGGCGACCCACCAAGCCACCUCCGAAUAGCUACUCACUGUACUGUGCAGAGCUCAUGGCCAACAUGAAGGAUGUGCCGAGCACAGAGCGCAUGGUGCUAUGCAGCCAGCAGUGGAAGCUGCUCUCCCAGAAGGAGAAGGACGCCUAUCACAAGAAGUGUGAUCAGAAAAAGAAGGAUUAUGAAGUGGAACUCCUCCGUUUCCUUGAGAGCCUGCCUGAGGAGGAGCAGCAGCGGGUCCUAGGGGAGGAGAAGAUGUUAAACAUCAAUAAGAAGCAGACCACCAGCCCAGCCUCCAAGAAGCCCUCCCAGGAAGGUGGCAAGGGCGGCUCAGAGAAGCCAAAGCGGCCUGUGUCGGCCAUGUUCAUCUUCUCAGAGGAGAAGCGAAGGCAGCUGCAGGAGGAGCGGCCUGAACUCUCUGAAAGCGAGCUGACCCGCCUGCUGGCCCGCAUGUGGAACGACUUAUCUGAGAAAAAGAAGGCCAAGUACAAGGCUCGCGAAGCUGCACUGAAGGCACAGUCGGAAAGGAAGCCUGGCAGUGAGCGUGAAGAGCGGGGCAAGCUACCGGAGUCGCCCAAGAGAGCCGAGGAGAUUUGGCAACAGAGUGUCAUUGGCGACUACCUGGCGCGCUUUAAGAAUGACCGGGUGAAAGCCUUGAAAGCCAUGGAGAUGACCUGGAACAAUAUGGAAAAGAAAGAAAAACUUAUGUGGAUUAAGAAGGCAGCUGAAGACCAAAAGCGAUAUGAGAGAGAGCUGAGUGAGAUGCGGGCACCUUCAGCUGCUACAAACUCUUCCAAGAAGAUGAAGUUCCAGGGAGAACCCAAGAAGCCUCCCAUGAACGGUUAUCAGAAGUUCUCCCAGGAGCUGCUGUCCAAUGGAGAACUGAACCAUCUGCCGCUGAAGGAACGCAUGGUGGAGAUUGGUAGCCGCUGGCAGCGCAUCUCCCAGAGCCAGAAGGAGCACUACAAAAAGUUGGCCGAGGAACAGCAGAAGCAGUACAAGGUGCACCUGGACCUCUGGGUCAAGAGUCUAUCUCCCCAGGACCGUGCAGCAUAUAAAGAAUACAUCUCCAAUAAAAGAAAGAGCAUGACCAAGUUGCGAGGCCCGAACCCCAAGUCUAGCCGGACUGCCCUGCAAUCCAAGAGUCGGAAGAGGAUGAUGAAGAGGAUGAGGAUGAUGAGGAUGAUGAUGACGAAGAGGAAGAUGAUGAGAAUGGAGACUCCUCUGAGGAUGGUGGGGACUCUUCAGAGUCCAGCAGCGAGGACGAGAGCGAGGAUGGGGAUGAGAAUGAGGAGGACGAUGAGGAUGAGGAUGAUGAUGAGGACGAGGAUGAUGAUGAAGACAACGAGUCUGAGGGCAGCAGCUCCAGCUCCUCCUCCUCAGGGGACUCCUCAGACUCUGACUCCAACUGAGGCUCAGCUCCCCAGGUGGCCAGGGAGAGCCCCAGAGUCCCCCUCCCCAGCUGACCACUUAUGUCUCCCCCCAUGUUCUGUCCCUGCCCCUGGCCUCCCCCACUUCUUUUUUUUUUUUUUUUUCUUUUUUUCUUUUUUUAAACAAAAUAUGGUGGGGGUAGGGGACUGGAGGAACUCAGGCUAGGACUCUGCAGCCUUGGAGCCAUCAACCCUGGGAUCCUCCAGGGACAGCAACCAUCAGACUGAGCCAGCACUGGACCGACCCAACCCACCCAACCCUACUCCCUCCCCCCCCUCUGCUGCACUUGCGGUUCCGGCAUGGACAAUGGACCCAGAGUGGGAUUGGAGGGGGGGGGGCUCCCAAAGAGUUCAGUGAGGCCCUCCACACUUGCAGUCCAAACCAAGGUGGGAUGGAAGAUUGGGGAGGAUUCUUCCUUCCCAGAGGGCCUGCUGCCUGGACCUCUACAUUGGAACUGGAGGCAGGGACUGAGGGAGAGGAGGGUGGGUGCCUUUGAAAAAACGGGCGCUGCCCUGAUGGCGCUCUCCCCUGCCCUGCAGGAAGGUGCCGCCUGGACCUGCUCAUGGGGAAGGGGGCAGAGUGUUUUUUAUAUAUGUGUAUAUAUUUUUUUUUAAGCUCUGAGCUGUCAACGAGACGUUUCCUACCGA
Messenger RNA from Dipodomys spectabilis (banner-tailed kangaroo rat), 3300 nucleotides. RefSeq names its product upstream binding transcription factor (gene Ubtf). The record is from RefSeq and is a predicted model, not a curated record. Bases 455 to 2818 code for a protein of 787 amino acids. The transcript is spliced from 20 exons. NCBI's taxonomy places the organism in Eukaryota, Metazoa, Chordata, Mammalia, Rodentia, Heteromyidae.